Molecule: messenger RNA, 423 nt
Organism: Aspergillus costaricaensis CBS 115574
Lineage: Eukaryota; Fungi; Ascomycota; Eurotiomycetes; Eurotiales; Aspergillaceae
Exons: 2
Coding region: 1-423 (140 amino acids)
Source: RefSeq, a predicted model, not a curated record
AUGAGACUCGUCACCUUUGUGCAGCUUGUCUCAUGGGUUAAACUGAGCAUAUACGUCAACAAGAACUGCUUCGAUGGCCCUGCUCCGGACGAAGAUGACGGUCGCAACGGCUGGAAUGACUACAUGGCGGUCGACGCUAUGAACUACCUGAAAGCCAUUCGUGUAUAUUUGAAAAUGUGCCCACAACUGCAAUCACUAACUCUCGAAAUGGGAGAUUGGGGAGAAAAUGAGACGCACGGAUACCUCGAUUACUCGGCUUUGCACCUCCCCCUACCACGGUCUCAAUAUUCGUUGCGUCACCUCAGCCUGACAUUGGAAACGAUGAUUCAGGAUAAGACGCAAGUGGAGGCUCCAUCAUGGAAGAACGGCUCAGCGAUGGCCCACUCUGCAGCGGUACCGACUAAGAAGUUGAAGAAGCUUUAA